This is a messenger RNA of Drosophila obscura, 1425 nucleotides long. Its product is annotated as sideroflexin-1-3. Gene Ontology annotation, molecular function: monoatomic ion transmembrane transporter activity. The record is from RefSeq and is a predicted model, not a curated record. Gene Ontology annotation, cellular component: mitochondrial inner membrane. Gene Ontology annotation, biological process: serine import into mitochondrion; monoatomic ion transport. The transcript has 6 exons. The coding region runs from base 133 to 1098 and encodes 321 amino acids. NCBI's taxonomy places the organism in Eukaryota, Metazoa, Arthropoda, Insecta, Diptera, Drosophilidae.
CAAGCGGCCGACAGACAGCCAGCCAGCCAUUCGUUUCUCAUUUCUCAUUCGUUUUUCAACGGUCAAAGUGGUAGCAACGGUCCCUGAGUUCUGUGCGUGCGUGUGCGGGACCAAUUCGCAGCCUUUUCGAAAAUGACCCCACUGCCCCGUGUUGAUAUUGAUCAGCCCAAAUAUGACCAGAGCACCUAUGUUGGCAGGGCCAAGCAUUUCUUGCUGGUCACCAAUCCGCUCAACGUGCUGGCCACCAACACGAAGCUGGAGCAGGCCCGCCAGAUCGUGCUGAAGUACCGCGCCGGCAAGGAGGUGCCCGAGUGCCGGACGCUUGAGGAUGUGUGGAAAGCAAAGUACCUGUAUGACUCGGCCUUUCACCCGGAGACGGGAGACAAGCAAAUCAUAAUUGGGCGCAUGUCGGCUCAAAUGCCCAUGAACAUGCUCAUCACUGGCGGCAUGAUGGCUUUCUACAAGAGCACCGGCGCCGUUGUCUUCUGGCAGUGGAUGAAUCAAACCUUCAAUGCCAUCGUCAACUACACAAACCGCUCGGGCACUUCGCCCCUUAGCAACUCGCAACUAUUGACCUCGUACUGCCUGGCCACUGGCGGAGCACUGGCCACGGCGCUCUCUCUCAACCGGGCCGUGAAGAACAUGAAUCCACUGGUGGGUCGCAUGGUGCCUCUCGUGGCUGUGGCAGCCGCCAACUGCAUCAACAUUCCCUGCAUGCGAAUGCAGGAGAUUCGCAAUGGGGUCGUGUUGCUAGAUGAGAAGAACGCCGAGGUGGGCGUGUCCCAGAAGGCCGCUUGUGUCGGCAUAUCGGCGGUGAUAGUUAGUCGAAUUUGCAUGGCCCUUCCAGGAAUGACGUUGACUCCGAUGCUCAUGAACGUACUUGAGAGGAAAGGGUUCCUAGCCAAAUACCCGAAAUCGAAUGCUCCAAUUCAAACUCUGUUCUGCGGGUUCGUGCUCAUCUUUGCCACACCCCUGGGCUGUGCGUUCUUCAAGCAGCGGGCUGCCAUCAAGGUGGCAAGCCUGGAAACCGAGGUGCGCGAAAACAUUGAGAAGAAACGUCCCGAGCUAGACACCGUGUGGUACAACAAGGGCUUGUAAGCCGGCCAACUACGAGCUUAAAUAAGACAAUAUCUUGGUUAAGACUUUUAUUUAUUUACUCAUUGUGCAUUUAGCAGAGCAGGAAUUUUUUAUUCACAAAUAUACCUAACGGUAGGGAUCAGAUAAGGAAUAACUUCUUCGCAUGGCGCUUUCAUUUACGUAGCUAUGUUUGUAUGUAGUUUGUUUACUCUUAAUAUUACUCCUCAUUGUUGAUGUACCCUAUGCGAGACCCCAAAAUGAUACUCCUGAAUUGAUGUUGUCUGUAUAAAAAAAACAAAAUAAUAUUAACUAAAACAAAGUCAAUAAAUUUCUGUUACACGUUGAAUC